Molecule: messenger RNA, 2606 nt
Organism: Scophthalmus maximus (turbot)
Lineage: Eukaryota; Metazoa; Chordata; Actinopteri; Pleuronectiformes; Scophthalmidae
Product: methylmalonate-semialdehyde dehydrogenase [acylating], mitochondrial-like
Exons: 12
Coding region: 159-1739 (526 amino acids)
Biological process (GO): thymine catabolic process; L-valine catabolic process
Cellular component (GO): mitochondrion
Molecular function (GO): malonate-semialdehyde dehydrogenase (acetylating, [NAD(P)+]) activity; methylmalonate-semialdehyde dehydrogenase (acylating, NAD+) activity
Source: RefSeq, a predicted model, not a curated record
UGGUGUGUUGGAGAUCGCGUGAACGCGCAGCACUCUAAUCCCGCCGCGGUGUCCUUCUGCAACACUCCUGCUCGCCGAAGUUCUCUCUGCUCUCCCGUGUCGUGUGGGUCGGUUGAAGGGCUUUCGGAGCAGGAACAAGAGGAACGCGACUCUCCACAAUGGCGGCCAUUCUCCUCCGGUCCCUUAUAAACAAGAAGGCCCCCAUCCAGCUGGGUCGCGUGUGUUACUCCUCCUCCUCAGUGCCCACCACCAAGCUGUUCAUUGAUGGCAAAUUUGUGGAGUCCAAUACGUCUGAAUGGCUCGACAUUCACAACCCUGCCACUAAUGAGGUGGUUGGACGUGUUCCCAAAGCCACCCAGGAGGAGAUGCAGGCAGCUGCCGACUCCUGCUCAAGAGCCUUUCACUCCUGGUCGGAGACGUCCAUCCUCAGCAGGCAGCAGGUCUUCCUGCGCUACCAGCAGCUCAUCAAGGACAACAUUAAAGAACUGGCAAAAAGUAUCACCCUGGAACAGGGCAAAACUCUGGCUGAUGCAGAGGGAGACGUAUUUAGAGGACUGCAGGUGGUUGAGCACGCCUGCAGCAUCACGUCCCUCAUGCUGGGGGAAACCUUACCCUCCAUCACCAAGGACAUGGACACCUACACCUACCGCCUGCCCAUCGGAGUGUGUGCCGGCAUCGCCCCGUUUAACUUCCCCGCCAUGAUUCCUCUGUGGAUGUUCCCCAUCGGCAUGGUGUGUGGCAACACCUACCUGAUGAAGCCCUCUGAGCGGGUCCCAGGGUGCACCAUGCUCUUGGCCAAAAUGCUUCAGGAUUCGGGGGCACCAGAUGGUACUCUCAACAUCAUCCACGGCCAGCACGCAGCGGUGAACUUCAUCUGUGACAAUCCAGCCAUCAAGGCCAUUAGCUUUGUGGGAUCCAACCAGGCUGGAGAGUACAUCUACGAACGGGGCUCCAAGAAUGGGAAGAGAGUGCAGUCCAACAUGGGCGCAAAGAACCACGGUGUGGUGAUGCCUGAUGCCAACAAAGAGAACACCAUCAACCAGCUGGUUGGCGCUGCCUUCGGAGCGGCUGGCCAGCGCUGUAUGGCUCUCUCCACUGCCAUUUUUGUCGGGGAGUCUCGCAAAUGGCUCCCAGAGCUGGUGGAGCGCUCCAAAUCCCUACGUGUAAACGCAGGGGAUCAGCCUGGUGCAGACGUGGGUCCCCUGAUCUCCCCCGAAGCCAAGACCCGGGUGGAGUCUUUGAUCCAGAGCGGCGUGGAAGAGGGAGCCAAGCUGCUGCUAGAUGGGAGAAAUGUCAAGGUCAAAGGAUAUGAAAAUGGCAACUUUGUAGGACCGACCAUCCUGGGAAAUGUUACGCCGGACAUGACGUGUUACAGAGAGGAGAUCUUUGGACCAGUGCUCGUCGUCCUGGAGGCCGACAGUCUGGACAAAGCCAUUUCUUUGAUCAACAAUAACCACUACGGCAACGGCACCGCCAUCUUCACCACCAAUGGGGCCACGGCGCGCAAAUACACACAUGAGGUGGAUGUCGGCCAGAUUGGUGUGAAUGUGCCCAUCCCUGUCCCCCUGCCCAUGUUCUCCUUCACUGGCUCCAGAGGUUCGUUCAGAGGAGACACCAACUUCUAUGGCAAGCAGGGCAUCCAGUUCUAUACUCAGAUCAAGACGGUGACGUCACAGUGGAAGGCUGAGGAUGCGACGGUGACGAGCCCCGCUGUUACCAUGCCAACCAUGGGGCGCUAAACAAAAUUGACUGCGUCCAUGUUAGCUUUCACUGACUUCUCAUAUGCCUUAAACACCAGGAGGGAUUGGAAGGAAAAAAAAAGGUUACAUGUCCUUUAUACUGUUGAGAAAUGUUCACACUGGGGAUUGUUGGUUGGUGAUUGUUCGAACUUUGGAAGAUCCUGGACACUGUUGCACAAAAAUGCAUUAAUAAUAGAAAUGAAACCGCAUCUAGAGACUGGUGAGUUGAAUUGGACUGAUGCAAUGAGUGUUGCUGUGAGUCUCUUUGUGAGGUUUGUUGUAUUUUUGUCCCUGUUUUCUCUUGUUCCUACGCUGUAACUGACCCAGUCGACCAUGGUCAAUCAUUUCAAUGAUCCUGUCUGUGCUCUGAUAUAGCCUUUUUUUCUACCUAAAGGAGAAAUCCUUUAAGGAUCAGGGAUCCUGCUGCUGAGCAGUGACGUCAACUGUCUUCCUCCUGUAUCCUCUGUGAUUCUUCACCUUGUUGUGUGUAUCAGAGCUUUGGGGUAGAUGGACAAGUUGAUAUAAAUGGAACAAAUGCUACAUCAGAACCAAUAUACUCUCAUUCUGUUACUCCAUGUAAACUGAACCGAUGGUUGAUGCUCAUCACUUCUAGAUGCAUGUCCUACUAUUUUCUGUCCAGGGGUGGGAUCAGUGUCAGAUAGAGGUUCAGAGUUUUUUACUGAACUGUUAGAUUAACACUUUAUUUUUGGUCGAGAAUGGUAUAGAAGUUUAAUUGAUUUACCUGAGCCACUUCAAAUGUCGUCCCUUUGACUCCUCUCUUUGGUCUUGUGGCUGUAAAUUAAGAUAAUAAUUUGCCUCAAUCUAUUUGAGUCAGUAGAUAAUAUUGAAUAAAGACAUUGCAUUUGA